AUCUUCGACAGUUACAAAAGCUUCGAAUUUGACCAUAAACAAAAUUGAAACACAAAGAACAAUGAUGAACAUUCGUUUAAACCCAAAGUUUCCCAUGUCCACUUCUCUGUUCAAACCCAAAACCCUUCCAUCAAAACUCAAGAGCACGUUAAAUGAAGACAACCCAACUGAUCAAUCAACUUCUUCUUCAGCAGGUAAAAUCAAGCGCUUGGUUCUCUCUCAAGAAGAAAGAACCAAACUUAAUCCUUAUUCAGACAGAGAUUUCUACGCCUACCCGCGGUUUGUGACCCACGUGGAUGAUGGGUUUAUCUCCACAUUGACUGACCUCUACCGAGAACGGCUGAGACCUGAGUUUGAGAUUCUUGAUCUCAUGAGCUCUUGGGUUAGCCAUUUACCGAAGGAGAUUAAGUACAAGAAAGUUGUGGGUCACGGGCUCAAUGCGGAAGAGCUUUCUAAGAAUCCCCAGCUUGACUAUUUUUUUGUCAAGGAUUUGAAUGAGGAUCAGAAGUUUGAAAUGGAGGAUGGCAGCUUUGAUGCGGUGUUGUGCACUGUAAGUGUUCAGUACCUGCAGCAGCCUGAGAAGGUGUUUGCAGAGGUGUUUCGAGUGCUAAAGCCAGGAGGGGUUUUCAUUGUGAGCUUCAGCAAUCGAAUGUUCUACGAGAAAGCCGUAAGUGCAUGGAGAGAUGGGAUAGAGUACAGUCGGGUACAACUGGUUAAGCAGUACUUCCAAUCUGUGGAAGGAUUUACUGAGCCUGAGGUCAUUAAGAAAACACCGGCUGCUGCUGAAGCUGCUCAAGGAGAUACAUUGCCAUUCGGCUGGUCUCUGGGGUUUCUGGGUGUGGCCCCGUCUUCCGACCCCUUUUAUGCAGUGCUUGCUUAUAGGAACUUCAAGCCUGUCUAUGAAUGAAUGAGAGAGCUCAACAUAUUCCACUGUACACAAACGAUGUGUAUUGAUUUGUAUGUCUAUACUUUUAUUCUUUCUUCAUAUCGCAAUUUAAAUUGUACUAUAUGGACAUAACAUAAGCUUUGAAAAUAUACUUUGUGAAGAGCGUACAUGAUUUAUACAAAUUGAGGAAAAGAUAUAAGAGUUAGUUAAGUGGUUGUUCGUUAAAGAA
Messenger RNA from Humulus lupulus (European hop), 1115 nucleotides. RefSeq lists its product as uncharacterized. Gene Ontology annotation, molecular function: S-adenosylmethionine-dependent methyltransferase activity. The record is from RefSeq and is a predicted model, not a curated record. Bases 62 to 907 code for a protein of 281 amino acids. NCBI's taxonomy places the organism in Eukaryota, Viridiplantae, Streptophyta, Magnoliopsida, Rosales, Cannabaceae. The transcript is spliced from 2 exons.